Molecule: messenger RNA, 504 nt
Organism: Bursaphelenchus okinawaensis
Lineage: Eukaryota; Metazoa; Nematoda; Chromadorea; Rhabditida; Aphelenchoididae
Source: the annotation of a GenBank genome assembly
AUGGGUUGUGUUCCAUCUAUUCAGUAUAACAAGUCUGAAGAUACCAUGAUAUGCAAGGACCUGCCUAAACUGACAUUCCUUCCUCAGCCGAGUUGCAUCUUCCUUGAUCUUGAAACUGACAAUGACAUGAAAGGUCAAGUUGCCAUCGAUCACAUCUUUUUGAAUACCAGGUAAGUUGUUUAUCCUAUUUGAUGAAUUUUUGUUUUGGUCAAAAGUUACGUAGAAUUUACCUUAUUGAAUGUUCUAAACACUUUUUGACCAAACUGCAAACUUAUUUGUGAAAUUAUGUUUUAAGUUUAAAAUUAUUAUAGAAUAGAAAGGCUUUAAAUAAUUUUUAUUUUCAGAGACGUGUAUGGUCAACCUUCAGCCGACUUACAAGUACAACAACACAUUGACUGGGAGGGGCAGUACAACAUCGUGUUCGAAGGCCGGCCUUCCCCAUACGACUUCCCUGCCUUUGCUGAUGACAAGGAUAAGCAGAAAAAAAAGAGACCUAGUGGAUGA